This is a messenger RNA of Symbiodinium sp. CCMP2592, 2805 nucleotides long. The record is from the annotation of a GenBank genome assembly. NCBI's taxonomy places the organism in Eukaryota, Dinophyceae, Suessiales, Symbiodiniaceae.
AUGUCGUCACAACCGCAACAAGAUGGAUCGUUGGUAAUGCAAGUGGACAGUUCAGAAUCAGACGGUGAACAACCAAGAUCUUCAGGACGUGGCCGCAGUAAAAGAGGAAGCGAAGGCAGAGGCAGAGGCAGGUCCGGAAGUGACUUGGGUUUCGCUGCCAACACGUACUCCAGAAGCUUCAGCAGCUUCAGUUUUAGAUCUGCAUCUUCUCUUGGCAGCGGCAAUUCGAAGAGAAAGGCAAGGGACGACGACGACGACGGUGGUGAUCGCGACGACGGUGUAAUUAUUGAUGAGGAUGCCGCUUCAGAUUCCAAUGCAUCCGCUUCGACUCAACAACAGACACAGGAGCUGUUGAGUGUGUGUUCCCAACAAAGAAGGCAGCUGACCUUCAAAGAUAAGAAACAGGAAAAGAUGGCUGCACUUAUCAGAAGCUUGAAACGCAAGAACUUACAGUUGGAGAAGGAAAACAAGAAGCUGAAAGACUCGCAUGAGGAGCAGUUUGCAAUCCAAAAGCUUGGCAAACAAAAAGAGGGCAAAGCAUCUCGUUACAGUCGUUCGUCUUGGUUUGCAGUUGCUCUGAGAAAGUGCAUGACAAAUGUUGCAGCAUGUGACUUUGGACUGGCGGCCAUGUCCGAUAUCUCUGGGAGCACGGUACUUCGUUCAGAAGUGCGGACUGCUGCAGGUUUGCUGCAUACUUUUCAUUCUUUCAUGGCAGAAGCUUUGGCCUUCGUGGUGUCAUGUCGUGGUGUUUCAGGGAGCGACAAUGUUUCAGAAGAGGACAGCAGUGAAGGUAAUAUUAUAGCUGCCGGAAUUCCAGAGCCUCUUGCCCGAAGCGAAGCCGAUGAAGCAGUUGCUGCCUUUGCACGUCUGUCCUCGCAAUGUGGUGCUAGUGGUGCUCGCACCCGGGAUCGGGCUCAGUGGUCAGUGGUGGCAUGUGGUUUCAGGAGUGAUCUGCAAGUUGUGCCGAGCCCAUGCACAGCACGUGAAGCAUUGGCUUUAACAGUCAGGCAUCUGAAAUCACUGGGAAUACCGUUUCCGCAUGACAUCGUUCGUUGCACGAUGGAGGGUCUGGUUUCUGCAGAAAACAGUUUCUUUAUCUAUGCAGACGUGACGGAUGCCGGCCCCGAUCAAUCCUUGCGACGGAAGCUCAUGCGGUGUGCACUAGCUGAUGUUCCACACGUCUUGUACCUGGACGGGAAUUGCUUGAUGCAUCAGUAUCAUCUCAUUGUCAAAGAGAGCUUAGUGCAUAUCGAUGCUUUUCUCCAUUCGUUACUGCGAGAACCCACGUUUGAUGCAUCCUGGUGUCGGGGUGGUGUCGGCUUCAGCAAGUACUUUGCAUCGAAUGCCAAGAUAGCACAUUAUUGGAGAGAAAGGGUGGAUGAGUUCAUCAAGAAGUAUGAAGCCAUACACGAAGGUGCCACAAUGUCCGGUGUUCAGUAUCGUCGCUAUCCGCUUCGGGUAGUGGGCGGACGAUGGGGUUCGAUCGACCAAGCUGAGCAUUUCUACUUGCAGCGAGGGAAAAAAAACUUGCAGCCAGUUCUCAUGUCGAUGCUUUCUUCGGCCAUGAAAGCCGACAAGAGUGGCAAGGUCGCUGAUGACGGCGGUCACGACGACGUGACGUGCUUACAGGACGACGACGAUGAGAAACAAUCCUAUCAAAUUCGUAUGUCCAAAUGGGCGAAAGGUGCAUUAGCUGCCAUCCAGUCCGAUCUUUACUGGGUUCUCCUUCGGGUAGCAAACCAAACAAGGGCGCCUCUCAGGCAUUUUUUUCAUUGGAUGCAGAAAUACACGGAUGACCAGCUCUUGCUUCGAUUGGUCACGAGCAAAGCAGAAGCGAUUCGCAAAGAGUUCGAUGGGCUCCUUGCUUCUUUCGACCAGUGGUUCGCCUCAGCAGUGCAAGAAGCCGAUGCGAAGUUUUCAGAUGAACUCAUGGCUUUAGUCAAGGACUUGGCCUUGAGGUUGGUUUUGGCGGGAGCCGGAAUUGCAGCCGAGAUUCUUUCCACGGCAGAUUCCGAUUUGGAAGCGAACACCCUGAAGAUCAAACAUAUCUGCCGUGCGGAGCUUGAGUUCAUUGCUAAAGAGUCGUACUUCGACCUGAAAGCGACUCCACAAGGAAGUCUUCUGUUUGCACUGAUGAAAUCAUUGUCAAGCGUUUGGCACGGAGAUACACAGCUGAUCGAGUCAGUGAACAGCCAGAUUCGCAUGCUGGGUCAGCGGUGCCCUCGCAUGGACUUGUUGGGCAUGAGCUCUAGAAUCAUUAUCAAGAAAACCAUGUCGCAGGUGGCUGGCAAAACGUCCAAAGGCCGAGCUGUGAAGAAGUGGAGCGACGUUCGACGAGCAGCUGGUCCUUUGCUUCAGGAACUCAACCAGAGUGGUAAUGGGUACAAACUAGUGCUGCAGGACAAGACAAGAUUUGACCCACAUGCCACCAAGGGCAUCGCAUGUAAAGACCUCCACCCAGCUCUUCAGAAUGUGGAUUUGGCAAAAGCCAUUCCAGACAGUAAGACAACGGAUGCCUCAAAAUUUGCUGCCGCUCAAGCACUCAAGUGGAAACGGGUUCGUGAGACCGCAUGCAAGCAGUUUUCCCUGGCGACACAGCAAACGAUGCUGUCGGUUAUAGUUCUGCAAGGCACUUCUCGUGGAUCGCUUUUGAACAAUCGUGAGGAUGAGUCAUGGUCAGAGCUUCCGUUGGCAUCGUACCGUCGGCUGGAUACAUCGUCCGCUUACCUUCAUGUGGCCGCACUUCGUACCAGAUACUUGCUAGUCGAGUUGGUCAUGAGCCCUGACCUCAUCUCAGUUGAUUGA